AUGGAAGAUGACCUCGAGAGGGCGGUCGAGAUCGCCCUGAGCCAGACAAGCGACAGCCAUGUUCGUGGCCAAGCCAUGGCCUUUUGUGAGCAAGUCAAAGCCGCCAACAACGGCUGGCAGACUUGCUUACAACUCUUCAUGCAAGGCAGUAAAAGGCGCAGUGAUAACGCGCGUUUCUUCGCAUUACAAGUCAUAGAUGAUGCGUUGCGAUACCGGGCGAUGGAGCUGGGAGAGGGAACCCUCAAUCAAAUGCGACUGGCACUGUCAAAAUGGAUCGCUGAGGCUGUUGGAGAAACAGGCUCACCCGAUCCACCCUUCUUGCGCAAUAAGCUGGCGGAAAUUUAUGCGCUGCUCUUUGUGCACCUAUAUCCAACGACGUGGACGACCUUCUUCAAGGAAUGUACUGUCCUCAUGUUUGGCUCAGAACAGGUGCAAUCAACGAGUAAUGCCCGUGCAGUCGACUUCUUCUUCCGCGUGUGCGUCGCAAUCGAUUCGGAAAUCGCAGAUGUCUUGAUUGUGCGGUCGCAGGAAGAAGCAGCGCGCUCUGUCCUCAUCAAAGACGAGAUUCGUGAUCGAGAUAUGACCAAGCUACCACCUAUCUGGUUCGCACUCUUUGCACAGUACCAAGAAUCCGACAAAGGUAUCGUCACACUCGGUCUCAAGGUCGUUGCUGCUUGGGUGUCAUGGAUGGAUAUCAGUCUCAUUGUCAAUGAACCCUUCAUGACCUUUCUAUUUGGCCUCUUGCGUGAUGCAAGUCUACGAAACCCUGCCUGUGAAGCACUCGUCGGUAUCGUCAGCAAGAAGAUGAAUGUCAACGACAAGCUCCAACUCAUCUCGAUGCUCAACCUACCCAAUGUCAUGAAUUCGUUGGAGAGCGAUAUGGAGAAUGACCCAGAUUUUGCAGAGAAUGUCGCCAAGUUGACCAAUGUGCAAUGCGUCGAACUCUCUCGCGCACUCAGCCAAAACAAACUUCCAGCAGAAACGGCGAAUGUCACAAGCAUGAUGAUCUUUAGCCUUGUGCCGACAGUCCUACGCUUCUUGGCGAAUGAGUAUGAUGAGAUUUCCGCGGCUGUGUUUCCAGCAGUCAAUGACAUUAUUACAAUGAUGCGUAAAGUUGGCGUCAAGGACACUGAGCCGCGGCGCAUUUUGACUUCUCUCUUACAAGCUGUCGUGCUCAAGAUGAAGUAUGAUGAGUCGAGCGAAUGGGGCGACGAACAAGACGCCGUUGAGGAUGCCGAAUUCUUGGAAUUGCGCUCGAAAUUGCGGACAUUCCAAGAUAUGAUUCUUGCCUUUGAUUAUGAGCUCUACCUCACCACUGUCAAUGAUCUCGUCAUGUCUACCUUCAAUAACCCGCAAGAGCAAGACUGGCGACAACUCGAGCUAGCCAUGUAUGAGCUCUAUCUAUUCGGCGAAACGCUUCGGACGGGAACCAAAGACCCAGCAGUACGAGAAGUGGCAGCGGCUCAACUUGAUCGAAUGCUUAUGCGCAUGAUGCAAGCAGAUGUCAGUAUCUACCCACACGCGUCGAUUCAAGAUCACUUCUUUGAAAUUGUCGUGCGAUACUCCAAUUUCUUUGAUAAUCGGCCCAAUGAGCUCAUGCAGGCGCUUGGUGCUUUUAUUGAUACACGCGGGUUGCACAAUAAAACGGCAAGUGUACAGUAUCGUUGCUGGUAUCUAUUUUCUAGAUUCAUCAAGGCGCUUGGUGCGAAAUUGGGUGAUGUUGGUCGGCAAGUACUUGAGGCAAUGCAAGAUUUGCUCGUCAUUGAGCUGCCAGAAGAUUCGAACGACAGCGACAGCGAUCUUGGACUCAGCAAGACGGGUCCUUUUGAGCAUCGUCUCAAUCUGUUUGAGGCAGUUGGUUCACUCGUCGCAAAUAAGAGUGUCGCUGAAUCAGAACAAGCGCAACUCGGCCUCGCAGUGCUCGAGCCGCUCUUCAACAAUAUCGAAGCUUGUGUCUCCAAGGCUGUUCCUGGUGACGCUGCCGUCUUAUUUCUACAACGCAAUAUCAUGGCCAUUGGUAAUUUCGCAGCUGGUUUCCCAUCUGAUACGCGCGGCGUGUGUAAGCCUGCAGCUUGCUGGCAUCCGUUAUUUGAGAAAGCGACGGGAUACAUCAUGGCUGCCUUUGAUGCACAGCUUGGCUCAGCACCUGUUCGUGAUGCCACGCGUUUUGCUUUUGCAAGGCUCGUUAAUUUACAGGAACAGCGGAUGGCUGUUGAAUUGCCGAGAUUGAUUGCAGGCAUGGUGGAGAGUAGCGAUACGACUCAAUUGGCCGAGUUUAUGCCAUUUCUGGGACAACUCGUCUUUAAGCUGCGGCCGAGUGUCUUUCCUGUGCUGGACGAAGCCUUGUCGCCUUUACUCAAUAAGCUCUUUACACUGCUGAAUGUAAGCGUACAAGGCACAGACGACGCAGUGGAGUUGAUGGAAUUGCGGAAAGCUUACCUGGGCUUUGUCAAUUCCAUCUUUACAAAUGGUCUUGAGUCCAUCUUUAUCAGUGAAAAGAAUCAACCUGCCUUUGAUGCCUUCCUCAACAGCAUCAUUCACUAUGCAUCAGAUACAAGCGAUCCCAGCACUCAGAAAGUAGCAUUUGGCGUACUGGCUCAAAUGGUACGAGCAUGGUGUCUCUUUACGCUUCCUCCAGAACCAGUUCGACCAGGUCAGCGCGAUCCUGCAGGCAAUGGCGAAUCUAAAGUAUCUGCUGAACAAGUACGCACCCCGCUACCCGGUUUCGAGGACUAUGUCAAGAAUACCUUGGUACCCCUUUGCUUUGAGGUACCGAGCAAGUCUUCGUUUGAUUUGCGCGAUGCACAAAGUUCACAGGUCUUGGGUGAGAUUGCUGCGCUCAUCAAGCAGAUUGCUCGACAACUUGGCACAGAUGUGAUUCUGCAGUCACUGGUACAAGCUGGCGUACCACAGCAAGCGGCAGAUGAGCUCGGCACGGCGAUGAAGGAGCUAGAACCGAAACGCUUCAAGACACUCUUCCGACAAUUCAUGAUUCAAAUGACGAGCUCUUGA
Molecule: messenger RNA, 3012 nt
Organism: Protomyces lactucae-debilis
Lineage: Eukaryota; Fungi; Ascomycota; Taphrinomycetes; Taphrinales; Protomycetaceae
Product: armadillo-type protein
Exons: 1
Coding region: 1-3012 (1003 amino acids)
Biological process (GO): tRNA re-export from nucleus
Cellular component (GO): nuclear matrix; cytoplasm; nuclear pore
Molecular function (GO): small GTPase binding; tRNA binding
Source: RefSeq, a predicted model, not a curated record